AUGAUAAAACGACAGAGGAAAAAGAAGAAAGCCAAAGAACAUGCAUCACUUUACUCUUUGUCAUCUCAUCUUCCAUAUUAUACCCAUGCACCCCAACCUGUGAUAAUUAAAUCCUCUCCUUAUUCAUGCUCACCUUGCCUACAUUACCAUUCAAGCCAUUUACAUCUCUGUUCUUCAAAAUCAGGACAUGACAAAAUAGACAAUUGUCCAUUUUUUUGUUUACCCAUCCGUAAAAGUCUGUCUAAACUUGUGAAGGCAGAAAAACCAUUUGCAGCCAGUUUCCUCUGUCUUUGGAACAUACUGACUUCUCUUUUCCAUGUGCAGGUCUACAAAGUGGUGGUCAAUUCUGCUGGACGCACCUGGUUCAUCUUUCGCCGCUACAAUGAAUUCCACUCCCUUUAUGAAAAGGUUAAAAAAGCUUAUCCGGACGCAAAUCUGAAAUUGCCUGGGAAAAAGAUAUUUGGGAAUUUGGAUCCUGACUUCAUCCGUCAGCGAAGAGAUGGACUGGACGAUUUCAUCCAGAAACUAGUGUCACACCCAAAACUUUCCCAGCAUCCAGACGUUCGUGCAUUUCUCUCCCUGGACAAUUCAAGAAAUGCCCAGGAACCUGUUGAUGCAGAUAGUUUUUAUGACUCUGAUCCUGUCAUGAAUGGAAAAGAUAGCAACCCGGUCAAUCUUGGUCCAAGUGAAAAACCAAGUGUGCGACCAAGUGAUUUUGAGUUUUUGAAAGUUAUUGGAAAAGGAAGUUUUGGAAAGGUGAUGCUAGCCCGCCACAAGACAGAAGGGAACAUCUAUGCCAUCAAAGUACUUCAGAAGAAAGCUGUAAUGAAAAGGAAUGAAGUCAGGCACAUCAUGUCAGAGAGAAAUGUUCUUGUGCAGAAUGUUAAACAUCCAUUCCUUGUCGGACUACAUUACUCCUUCCAAACUCCAGACAAACUCUAUUUUGUUCUUGACUAUGUCAAUGGUGGAGAGUUAUUCUUUCACUUACAACGUGAACGAUUUUUCACCGAAUCCAGAGCAAGGUUCUAUUCUGCAGAAAUGGCCAGUGCUCUUGGAUAUCUUCAUUCCCUCAAUAUUAUUUACAGAGAUCUCAAACCAGAGAAUAUUCUUUUGGAUUCUCAGGGUCAUGUUGUAUUGACAGAUUUUGGUUUGUGUAAAGAGGGAAUUGAAGGCAUGGGUACAACUACUACAUUCUGUGGCACUCCUGAGGUAAGUAUAAUUUUUAUUUAG
Acanthosepion pharaonis is the source of this 1230-nucleotide messenger RNA. The record is from the annotation of a GenBank genome assembly. NCBI's taxonomy places the organism in Eukaryota, Metazoa, Mollusca, Cephalopoda, Sepiida, Sepiidae.